AUUCCCGUGCUCCCAUGGCCUAAAGGGAAUGAGCCAGCAGCAGCAGCAGCAGUUGAAGGAGCCAUGGAUGAUGAAGAUCAUGAGGAGUGUGAUGAGGGGCUGAUUGCGGCGGCUGGAGCAAGUGCGGCUGUCAAGGCAUCGGCAACCUCUGGACAAGCCUCUUGGGAGACAUGGCAUAGACGUCUUGCACAUGUGGCUGUUUCUACAUUGGAGGUGAUGGCGAGAGAGCAGAGUGUGCAAGGGCUUCGUCUGCAUGGAGGCAAUGCUGAUUCUCGUGACUGCGAGGUGUGCAUGCAAAGUAAAUUUGCACGUUUUCCUUUUCAUAGUGGAUGGUUCCGCCAAGGCACCAUUGGAAGUGGUGCAUAUGGAUCUGGUGGGUCCGAUGCGGACUGAGGGCAUUGGUGGAGCCUUGUAUUUCCUAACUCUGGUGGAUGACUGGAGCAGAUUUACAUGGGCGCGACCUUUGUCAAAGAAGAGUGAUGCGGCAGCGGCAAUCAAGGAGGAUUGGUUGCCAAUGGUUGAAAGGCAGUCUCAAUGGUUGGUGAAGGUGCUGAGGAGUGAUCGUGGUGGCGAGUUCCUAGGAGCAGAUUUCACUGCUUGGCUCAAGAAGAACGGCAUUCGACACCAACUGACCUGCCCUGGAACACCACAGCAAAAUGGCAUUGCUGAACGAGCCAACAAAACCAUUGGCAAGGCGGCCAAGGCAUUGUUGAGGGAUGCUGGACUUCCCUACAAGUUCUGGCCUGAAGCUGUUCGCCAAGUGGUGACCGUAAAAAAUAGAGUCUUGACGCAUGUUGGGGAGCAGCAUUGGGUGCCCUAUGAGCGUUGGCUUGGGAAGAAGCCGCUUGUAGAUAUGCUGCGGGUGUGGGGCUGCAUGGGGCUUGUGAUGGUGCCAAAGGAGCAAAGGCACAAGCUUGAGGUUGCUGCAGUGUGGGCCGUCCAUCUUGGGAUGGCCCCCGACUCCAAAGGGUGGCUGAUGUGGGACCCGAGGAGUAAGAAGACCAUUGUGAGCCGCGACGUCAAGUUUGUGGAAAAUGUGAUGUACAAUGACUGGCAGCAGCAACAGCAAGUUCAGAUUGGACUGCGGCUGCAAGAGCUCCAGAGGUCAGCUGUGGAGGAGGUUCAGCCGCACCUUGAUGAUCGCCCUGAGUCAGAGCUGACCAGUGACCAUAGUGGUGGUGUCGAGCAGCCCACUGUUGGAGAUGAGCCUGAGGAGGGGCUCGAGGAUGAGUCAACGCGUGUGGACUCACGAUCAGUGCCUAUGACUGCUCCACCAGCUAGGGUCACUAAGAGGAGUGCACAGCGAGGCGCGUCAAUGCAAAUGCAGCAGAGUACAACUCGUGAGAAGAGGGCAGCAGCGCCACCUUCAAGGCUAGGGUAUAGCCGCUUGGGAGGACCUAAGCAAGGUGCGAUGGCGGUUCAGGCGGAUGAGAGUGAUGAUGAGGAGAGUGCUUUCUGCUUCUUCACCACUCUACCUAGUGAUCCAGCCACACUACAUGAGGCAUGGACUGGCCCUCUGAAGGCAAAAUGGAAGCCUUCAACUGAUGAGGAGUUCAACAGUCUCAUUGAGAAUGAGACAUGGGAUCUUGUGAAUCUACCUAAGGGGCGACGAGCCAUCGGCAAUAAGUGGGUCUUUAGGACUAAGACCGGAGCUGAUGGCGAAGUGGAGCGGUACAAGAGCCGUUUGGUUGCCAAAGGGUUUGAGCAGAAGGAGAAGGAGGAUUACAAGGAAGUGUUUGCACCUGUUGCUAAAACAGGAACCUUGAAGACCUUGCUGGCCAUUGCUGCUGUGAAAGGUUGGAGUGUGAAGCAGAUGGAUAUCAUAAUUGCAUUCCUGAAUGGGGUGGUGGUGGAAGACAUAUAUAUGGAGCAACCAGUUGGAUAUGAAGAUGGGACUGGCAGAGUGUGCAAGCUUAAGAAGGCAAUCUAUGGACUUAAGCAAGCUCCAAGGUGCUGGUAUGAGAAGCUAGCAGAAGUGCUCCUUGCUGGAGGCUUCAACACCUCUCAAGCUGACCACAGCUUGUUUUUGCUUGGUGAGGGGGAGCAGCAGUUGUGCUUGUUUAUCUAUGUAGAUGACAUCUUGCUGUUCUCCCCAUCCAUGGAGCAGAUUGAGAGGACCCAAAAGCUGUUGAUGGACAGCUUCAAGUGCAAGAUGCUUGGGGAUGUGCAUUACUACUUGGGGCUGCAGAUUGAGAAGGAUGUGGAAAAGAGGUGGCUGAAGAUGCACCAGCACAAGUACAUCACUGGAGUGGUGCAGCGGUAUGGCAUUCUUGAGGGUCGUACUGUGAGGACACCUCUCCCUGCAGACUUCAAGCUGAGGAAGGCCACUGAAGACGAUGUGGUACUUGAGGAGGAGGAGAUGAAGGAGUACCAUUCUCUGAUCGGGAGUGUCAUGUAUGCAGCAGUGCAGACAAGACUCGAUGCUUCUUUUGGAGUGGGUUUGCUUGCGAGGGUUGUGCAACAACCCACUGCUGAACACUUGGAAGUUGCAAGGAGAAUGGUACGCUACCUUGGAUCUACAACAUCUGCUGAAGUUCAGUUUUCUAUGGCUGGACAACUGAAGCAACCUGGAGCUGAAGGGGUGAAGCCCAGAUCUUUGAAGCUUACAUGCUUUACCGAUGCAACAUGGGCCUCGGAGGAUGAAGACUGCUCAUCCAUUGGAGGCUUUGUUUGCAUGAUUGGAGGAGGUCCAGUAAGCUGGAGGUCAAAGAAACAAAGUGAGAUCACUCAGUCUUCAGCAGAGGCGGAAUAUAUGGCUUUGUACCAUAGAAUUAAGGAGAUCGUGUCCCUGCGGAAGCUGUUGGAAGAUAUUGGCGAGAAGCAGGAUGGCCCUACGCCACUAUUCACUGACAGCAAGGCUGCUAUUGGGAUGGCCACUAAUCCGAUACUGAAUGGCCUCAAUAAGCACAUGAAAAUCAAGUGGCACUGGGUGCGGCAGAUGGUGAAGGAAGGGGUUGUGGAACUUCACCAUGUGAAGGCAAGCAAGCAAGCGGCUGAUUUCCUAACGAAGCGUCUUCCUGAAGAUGCACACUGGAAGUGUGCUAAGAUGUGUGGAAUGGCAUUGCACUAGAUGUUCCAAUGCAUGAAUGUGAUGGCAUGGGCCUGGUUGGAUGAAAGAUCAUUUCCACAUGCAUGUGUGUGCAUUCCAUUAGUCUGAGGGGGAGUUUGUUAAUUGCACAUCAUCAUGAGUGCAUAUCAUCCUAAUGUCCUGCCGUAUGAUCAUCUCAUUCGUGCAUGCAUGUGUGCAUGAGCAUAUAUCACAUUGCUCGCCAUCUUGGAUAUUCUCAUCAUCCUGAUUUUCUCCCAAGAUUGAAUGCAUGGAAAAUGCAGGAGAAAUCAUGAGCAUUCCAACGACCCCAAGAUCGCCCCAAUCUGACCGAUGAUGCCGAAGUUACAAGAAUCCCAAGAUUGGAAGUUCUAAUGACAAAUGCUAUACCUCGGGUAUCUCAUGGGUCUUAUAUUGGGGAUCUUGUGGUUAGAUGGUUGGGGAGAAAACUUUGACUUUUGGUUGGGGUGGCUUGGUUGCUACAAGCCAAAAUGUGCAAGUGUUGCAAAUGUUGCAACAUCUUGCCAAAUCCAAUCUCUUUGGAUUUGGCAUGUGUCCUCACAUGGGCAACUUGGAGAGGGGCCUAUGGUGUGCUUCUAGGAAGGUUCUAAACCAUUCCUAGACAUCAGGAAACCUUGUUUCCCUUCCAGGGCCCUCUUAGAGGUCUGAACCCCGAACCAUGUCUAUAUGGUUGUGUGUCUUGCAAGUUCUAUGUACUU
This is a messenger RNA of Closterium sp. NIES-67, 3765 nucleotides long. The record is from the annotation of a GenBank genome assembly. Lineage: Eukaryota; Viridiplantae; Streptophyta; Zygnematophyceae; Desmidiales; Closteriaceae.